AUGUACGGGGAUGGAGAGGGCACUGUGUGGGACCGGGUCGCACGGCCCCACCGGGAUUGUAUGUGCUACCUUGGACCUCCUACUACUUUGAUGCCCAUCGGGAUGCGCAAGUCGCCCGACGUGAGCCCCAGAAGGCUUUCGGACAUCAGCCCUCAGCUCAGACAGCUCAAGUACCUGGUGGUGGACGAGGCCAUCAAAGAGGACCUCAAGUCUUCCCGCUCAGUUGAGGAUAUCAACAGCGCGUCCAUAGAGGAGCGAAUAUUGCGGAUCACCGGCUAUUAUGGAUAUCAGCCUUGGAGUGCGAGCUACAAGAGUGAGUCCAGCAAUGUUGCUGCAGUUUACAUGCACGGGGUGGGCUCUCCUCACCUUGUAAAACCUGGAGAAGACCGCACCAGGGAGAAUGUGGUGGGCACUACAGACGCACAAUCGACUGCAGGCGUGGCAGGAGCAGAAUCCAACUCCAACAGACGGAGGCUCCACUGUUGCAUCAGAAUAACAACUGUACAGGUACAGAAGGCCCUGUGGGGGGUCGCCAUGGUGAUGUGUGUGUGCUCGUCCUGGGCAGGCUCCACUCAGUUGGCCAAGCUGACCUUCAAGCAGUUUGAUGCCCCCUUCACCCUCACCUGGUUCGCCACCACCUGGAACUGCCUCUUCUUCCCUCUCUAUUACAUUGGCCACCUGUGCAAGAGUCCGGAGAGGCAGACACCCAGACAGAGAUUCAGGGAGUGUUGCAGGUUUUUUGGGGACGAUGGGCUGACACCGAAGGUGUUUUUCACCAAGGUAGCUCCCUUUGGCCUGCUAUGGAUCCUCACCAACUACCUGUACCUGCAGGCCCUCAGGAAGAUCAACACAACAGACGUGUCAGCACUGUUCUGUUGUAACAAGGCCUUUGUCUUCCUGCUCUCUUGGAUUGUACUCAGAGACCGCUUCAUGGGGGUCAGGAUAGUAGCAGCUAUCUUGGCCAUAGCAGGCAUCGUAAUGAUGACCUAUGCAGAUGGAUUCCACAGCCACUCGGUCAUUGGCAUUACUUUGGUCGUCGCCUCUGCUUCGAUGUCAGCGCUCUACAAGGUGCUCUUCAAGAUGGUCCUGGGCAGUGCCAAAUUUGGAGAGGCUGCACUCUUCCUGAGCAUCGUUGGAAGCGCCAACUUUAUUUUUGUCAGCUUUGUGCCGAUCAUCCUGUACUUUACACAUGUGGAGUAUAUUGGCUCACCUCAAGACAUCCCCUGGGCUUACCUCUGUGGAGUUGCAGGCCUGCUUUUUGCUUUCAACGUCCUGGUGAACUUUGGCAUUGCGAUAACAUACCCAACGUUAAUCUCCCUUGGCAUCGUCUUAAGUGUUCCUGUAAAUGCCAUGGUGGACCUCUACACAUGUGAAAUUAAUUUCAACACUGUGCGCCUCAUUGCUGUGUUCAUCAUUUGCCUGGGCUUCCUUAUGCUGCUGCUACCAGAGGACUGGGACCAGUGUAUCAUUCAGCUCAGCACCAAGCUGCGCAAACGUGAUGAGCCAGCAGAGGGCAGCGGAGAGGCAAACUCCACCACAGGGCUCAACUGGAGAGGGAGAACCCGGACCUCCAUGUCAACAUUUGCACACUGA
This is a messenger RNA of Scomber japonicus (chub mackerel), 1593 nucleotides long. It is a transcript of the gene slc35f3b, whose product is annotated as solute carrier family 35 member F3b. The record is from RefSeq and is a predicted model, not a curated record. Gene Ontology annotation, molecular function: transmembrane transporter activity. The transcript has 10 exons. Gene Ontology annotation, biological process: transmembrane transport. Gene Ontology annotation, cellular component: membrane. The coding region runs from base 1 to 1593 and encodes 530 amino acids. Lineage: Eukaryota; Metazoa; Chordata; Actinopteri; Scombriformes; Scombridae.